Molecule: messenger RNA, 1848 nt
Organism: Lolium rigidum
Lineage: Eukaryota; Viridiplantae; Streptophyta; Magnoliopsida; Poales; Poaceae
Product: sucrose:sucrose 1-fructosyltransferase-like
Exons: 3
Coding region: 1-1848 (615 amino acids)
Biological process (GO): carbohydrate metabolic process
Molecular function (GO): hydrolase activity, hydrolyzing O-glycosyl compounds
Source: RefSeq, a predicted model, not a curated record
AUGGAGCUGCACCACCACCAAACUAGCGGCGCCGUGAGAUGGCGCGUGUGCGCCGCCGUCCUGGGCGCCUCGGCUGUGAUCGCGCUUCUCGUCACCCAUGCGCUCACAGCUGGGUCCGCCCGGGUGGGUCUGGCCGGCGACAUGGAUGUUCCAGUCCGCAUCCUGACAGCGACGACGGGGACGGCGAGAGAGGCCGGUGCGUCGCACAAGGCGUCGGGGUGGCAGGCCGCCGCCUCCGGCAAGGACGCGAGCGCGGACAGGUUCCGGUGGAGCAAGGCGGCGCUGCAAUGGCAGCGCACCGCGUUCCAUUUCCAGCCAAAGAAGAACUAUAUGAAUGGUCCAGUGUACUACCGUGGACUGUACCACUUCUUCUACCAGUACAAUCCAAAGGGCGCCGUGUGGGGCAACAUUGCGUGGGGCCAUGCAGUGUCCCAUGACCUGGUUCGAUGGCGCCACCUACCACUGGCCAUGGUCCCCGACCACUGGUACGACAUCAACGGCGUCUUGACCGGCUCCAUCACCAUCCUCCCCAACGGCACCGUCGUCUUGCUCUACACGGGGAACACCAACACAUUGGAGCAAGUCCAGUGCCUCGCUUUCCCUGCAGACCCCACCGACCUCCUCCUUCGUAGCUGGAUCAAGCACCCCGCCAACCCCGUCAUUUUCCGUCCACCCGGUGUCGGCAAAAAAGAUUUCCGUGACCCCACCACCGCAUGGUUUGACAAAUCCGACCACACAUGGCGCACCCUCAUCGGCUCCAAGGACGACCACGGCCACGCCGGCAUUGCCAUCAUGUACAAGACGAAAGACUUUGUCAAGUACGAGAGGAUCCCUGGGGUAGUCCACCGCGUUGAGGGCACUGGAAUGUGGGAGUGUGUGGACUUAUACCAUGUCGGUGCUGGCAACAACUCAUCAGGAAAGCCUUUAUAUGUGAUGAAGGCGAGCAUGGAUGAUGAACGACACGACUACUAUGCUUUGGGGACAUACAACGCGGCUGCCAACACAUGGACGCCAAUGGACCCGGAGGCAGAUGUGGGUAUCGGACUAAGGUACAACUGGGGAAAGUUUUUUGCGUCCACGACGUUCUAUGAUCCGGUGAAGCGGCGGCGCGUCUUGUGGGGGUAUGUCGGUGAGACCGAUUCGACGCCUACCGACGCCAUCAAGGGAUGGUCUUCAGUGCAGGCGAUCCCAAGGACGGUGGCGUUGGAUGAGAAGACUAGGACCAACCUCAUCCAAUGGCCUGUGCAGGAGUUCGAUACCCUCCGCCACAACGUGAGCUACCACAGCGGCAUCACCAUUGGUGCCGGCUUCGUCUCACCGCUCCACCUCGGCCAAACCGCUCAGCUUGACAUUGAGGCCUCCUUUCGCCUAGAUGCUUCCGCUGUCGCUGCCCUCAACGAGGCUGACGUACAGUACAACUGCAGCACCAGCGGCGGUGCUGCCAACCGCGGCGCCCUUGGUCCCUUUGGUCUCCUCAUCCAUGCCGACGUAGGCCGAAGGGAGCAAACGGCAGUGUACUUCUACGUAUCCAGGAACCUGGACUGGGGCCUCCAGACCCACUUCUGCCACGACGAGUCGCGGUCGUCUCUUGCCAAAGACGUCGUGAAGCGGGUGGUGGGCAGCAUCGUGCCGAUGCUCGAGGGUGAGGCUUUUUCUGUCAGGGUGCUGGUGGACCAUUCGAUCGUGGAGAGCUUCGCGAUGGGCGGGAGGUUGACGGCGACAUCGCGGGUGUACCCGACCAAGGCCAUCUAUGCUGCGGGUGGGGUGUAUGUUUUCAAUAACGCCACCGGCUCCACCGUUACAGUGGAGAAGCUCGUGGUGCACGAAAUGGGCUCAUCGUCAAUAUGA